UCAACUUGUCACUUGGAAAAUAUGUGAGUUUGUGUCAUAAUUUCAAAAUUCAAAUGUCAUUUCUCAAGGGAUUCUAUGGAGAACAAUUCCCGCAAAAGCAGUCAAAUUUCUGAGAACAUUUCUGAAAAAUUGGUCAAAAUUCAUGAAGGCGUCAAUGAAACAGUUCAAGAGAAAAUAUUUGAUAACGGUGUAUUGAAUCUAACUGAAGAUGUCUUUGGAUAUUAUUGGGAUAAAAAUGGUGUGGAACACGCAAUAAAGAGGUUCACCUGGAGAAACAAAAACAAAAUUACCAUACAAGUAAUAAAUUAUGGUGCUAGAAUAACUUCUAUCAAAUUGCCAGACAGAAAAGGAGAAGUUGAAGAUAUCGUUUUAGGAUUUGAUGACCUGCCCGGAUACAUUUAUCACAAAAACUUUUAUUUUGGUGCAACCAUUGGAAGAACUACCAACUUGAUCAGGAACAGCUCGUUCAACUUGAAUAACAAAAAAUACCCUUUGACGGAAAACCAUCCUGACGGUCACCACAAACAUGGUGGUAAACAUGGUUUAGAUCAAGUGGUCUGGAAUACCUACGUUGAAAAUUCAGAAGUGAUAAUGAGUUACGUGAGUCCAAAUAUGAGUGAAGGGUAUCCGGGAGACCUCUACAUACGAAUUACUUUCGAAUUGUCAGUCAGAAAUGAGUUCAAAAUCCAAAUUGAAGCUUCGACUACAGAACCGACCAUUGUGAAUCUGUCGAAUUUGACUUACUUCAAUUUAGCCGGACACCAAGCUGGACCAGAGGAAAUUUACAAACAUAUUCUCACUAUGAAUUGCAAUUGUUUCACACCUCAAGUCAACGAUUUGACAACCGGUGAAAUCUCCAAUGUGAUUCACAGCCAAUAUGAUUUCCAGAUACCAAAGAUAUUGGGAAAAAUCAUAGGAAUUGUACCUAAAGAUGUUUCAGGUUUCAAUCAGAAUCUGUGUAUAAACCGGGGAAUGAACCAAGAAGAGUGUUUCGUUGGCAGAGUUCUCCAUCCCCCAAGCGGCAGGAUGCUGGAAAUCUACAGCAACCAGUACGGGGUCAAUAUAAGCACAGCCAACGAGUUCGGUUCUGGAAUUUUAAAGUCAAUGCAAGAAAUAUACGAGGAGCAGUCUAUCGAAGAAAAUACCAGUGAAACUACUUUGAAACUCUUGAACGACAUUCAUCAAAGGAUGUCGGGUAACUUGAAAAUAGAUGAAACAAAUGAUUUCAAAGAACUCAAGAAUGUUAUUUUGAAAAUUCGAAAUAUGGAAAAGAAAAGUCCUAUAAUCAAAACUCCCAGUAAUACUCCAGUUCAAUUCACAGAAUCGAGCACGAAAGUUGCAGACUUUGUGUUCACGUCUCUGCAGAUUUCUUACUUGAAAAAUAUCUUGGAGGUUAUCGGACGAAAUGAGUUUGUGGAAGAUUGUGAUUGGUUGAAAUCGACAAUAGAUAAAAUUCUCAAAUAUGGUAUUAUUCGAGAUGGAGCGAUCCAAUCCAAUUUUUCCCGGGAAUCUAAAGGGGGCGUUUCGUCAAGCAAAACACAUUCUUUUUCUCCAAAGAAAUCCAUCAACGAGAACAAAAUUCCUUUGUACUACAAAAACACCAAUCAAGUCGUCGGGAAAGAGAGGAAAAUUUAUAGGAUGCAUGGAGGAAUUGCUAUUCAGACGCAAAACUAUCCGGGAUGUGAAAGUUUCAAAAGUUUUCCAACUUGCGUUCUCAAUCCAAAUGAAAAUUACAAGCAUACAAUAACUUAUAAGUUCUGGAUAAGAGCUGGGAAUCCUAACAGAUGGGUCAAACGGAAUAUGACGGCAGCUGAACUCAGAAAUCAAAAAGAAACACUUCGAUAGGGAUUUUCCUGUUCAGAUUUCUCUGUGCUUCAUUUGACUUGUAUGUUUUUCUUCCCGAAAUUUUCUGCAGUUGAAAUGAAAUUAUAUUUUAUAUUCACAAACAAA
Molecule: messenger RNA, 1950 nt
Organism: Leptinotarsa decemlineata (Colorado potato beetle)
Lineage: Eukaryota; Metazoa; Arthropoda; Insecta; Coleoptera; Chrysomelidae
Product: galactose mutarotase
Biological process (GO): glucose metabolic process; beta-D-galactose catabolic process via UDP-galactose, Leloir pathway
Molecular function (GO): carbohydrate binding; aldose 1-epimerase activity
Source: RefSeq, a predicted model, not a curated record